Drosophila pseudoobscura is the source of this 2249-nucleotide messenger RNA. RefSeq names its product L-dopachrome tautomerase yellow-d (gene yellow-d). The record is from RefSeq and is a predicted model, not a curated record. Bases 731 to 2035 code for a protein of 434 amino acids. The transcript has 3 exons. Gene Ontology annotation, cellular component: extracellular region. NCBI's taxonomy places the organism in Eukaryota, Metazoa, Arthropoda, Insecta, Diptera, Drosophilidae.
CGCUGCCUGUCAUCAUUAGCCACCUGCCCCGUCCCCACUUUGGUUACAAUAUAAGACGAGAGGCUUUGGCCGCUUCACAGUGUCUACAAUUCCCCGCUUCGUCAAUGUCACGAACAAAUAUUUGGUAGCACACAUUUUUAGCACGUCAGGCUAAUGCAAAUUACCUUACCCUUGGGAGACCAAAGCUCUGGCACACAAGAGAAGAGAUCGAAGCAAGACAAAGUGUUGUUGUAAGUGCGUUAAAAGUGGCUUGGGAUAAACCAUCUGCCGGGUUUAAGAACCUGAACCAGGUGUGUAUCUGUGUGUCUCAGCAUCACCUAUAGGUGUAGGGUCUGUUCUGCGCGUGCUCAUCUUCUGAGCCAGUUUUCAGUUUAUAGUUGGCCGCACGACUGUAAACUGGCAUCGCCGAUCCGACGAGCAAGCAAAAGGUGGCAAAGAAAGUGUUCGGGAAAGAUUGGGGUCAGUGUAUAAUAUUAUUGCGCAUUUCAGGCCGCAUCUGGCCAAAUAUUAAAUACAAUAAAAUUCAGUAUUCUGUGGAACUCAAACAAGACUAAUUGAGAGUCAACAACAGCUAGACAAAGCUCUCCCUUUCGAUUAUACGUUUCCGCGCUGCUCUCGUUUUUCCCCUAACACUUAUCAGGUCCCCAAAAAAUAUUCAAAGGCAAGCCAAAGUUGAUAAGAGGCCCCUCAUUGACGGACAAAAGCAUUUAGCCCACAGCCGAGCUACAGAAUGGAGCAUCUCCGGCUCUUGCUGAUCGCCCUCUCGCUGACCCUGGCCCAUUCGGCCUACAACAGCGCAGGCGGACCACGGCCACCCCGUCCAGUGCGCACUGUAGAGCCGCUUUUGCAAUGGCAGCAGCUGGAGUACGGCUUCCCCACUGCCCAGGAUCGGCAGGACGCGCAGACAGCUGGAAAUCUGGUGCCCGAGAACGGGACCCCCAUCGAUGUGCAGGCGCAGCAUAUGGCCAAUGGCAUGGUGCGGGUGUUCACAACGAUUCCGAGAUUCGCCAACGGCAUCCCCUACACGCUGGCGACAGUCUCCGAUCAAGUGGGAGGGAAAGGCCCUCUGCUGCAGCCCUAUCCCAGCUACUCCUGGCACAACGGCCAUGGCGAAAACUGUGAUCUGAUUACCUCGGCCUUCCGUGUGGCUAUCACUGAGUGCCAUCAGAUGUGGGUGAUCGACUCGGGCAUAAUUGGAACCGAUCAGCUGUGCCCACCACAGCUCCUGCAGUUCGACCUGAAAACCGAUAGCCUCCUGCACCGCUACCGUUUCCCCAACGACACUUACAUUCCACGGGGCUCGCUCUUCAUCACGCCGAGUGUCCUGGUGCAAGAUCCACCACCACGCGGCACCUGCAGCCGCACCAUGAUCUACAUUGCUGAUGUCAACUACCACGGUCUGGUCGUGUACGACCACCAGGCGAAUACUGCCUGGCGAGCCGAGAACCGCUUCAUGUACCCCGAUCCGGACUAUGGGCGCCACACGAUUGCCGACGAGAGCUUCGACCUGAUGGAUGGUCUCUUCUCGGUGAACAACGACAAGCGCAACCUAUACUUUCAUCCGCUGGCCAGCGUUGGAGAGUAUGCCGUGCCCCUAAGUGUGCUCAACCGAAGGGAGAACUGGGCGAGCGGAGUGGAGGCCAUGGCGGAUCAGUUUAAGCUACUGGGCAGGCGCAAGAGCGAGUGCGCCGCCUCGGCCAUCGACAGCAUGAACAAUGUCUACUGCGUCACUUUCAAUCCCAUCAAGCUGUUUGUGUGGAAUGUCAACACACCCUACAGCUCGCGGAAUUUUGGCGCCCUGCCAGCCAAGUCCGAGGAUCUGCAAUUCGUCAGCGGCAUGAAGGUGGUCCGCAAUCCGGCCGGCUACGAGGAGCUUUGGCUGCUCUCCAACCGCUUUCAGAAAAUUUCUGCGGGAACACUGAACUCCAACGAAGUGAACUUCCGGAUUUUGCGCCGCAAACUGGAUGAUGUCCAGGGCGGCGUGUUUUUUGCCAGCGAUGAUGAGCUCUCCAACCGACUGGUGUUCAAACCAUGAGGGGGAAAUCAAUUGCUAAUAUAAUUCGUUAUACCCCUUACUUAAUUCGUGCUUUGGACCAAGUUACAAAAACAUAUCACUUAGGCAAUGUGGUGCUUAUUUUCAAAGGAAGAGUCCAGAAAUACUUUCCAAAUUUGAUGGUUGUACGAUCACAUCACUUUACGGCGUACAUUGUACCAAUUGUCAUAAAAAAUCAUAUUUUUUAGAAUUGUAA